Sitophilus oryzae (rice weevil) is the source of this 3349-nucleotide messenger RNA. It is a transcript of the gene Smg5, whose product is annotated as protein SMG5. The transcript has 8 exons. Gene Ontology annotation, molecular function: telomeric repeat DNA binding; protein binding; telomerase RNA binding. Bases 312 to 3053 code for a protein of 913 amino acids. Gene Ontology annotation, biological process: nuclear-transcribed mRNA catabolic process, nonsense-mediated decay. Lineage: Eukaryota; Metazoa; Arthropoda; Insecta; Coleoptera; Curculionidae. The record is from RefSeq and is a predicted model, not a curated record. Gene Ontology annotation, cellular component: telomerase holoenzyme complex.
GCCCUAAUAAUUUAAGGAAAAUUUGAAUUUUCUACGGAAAAUUGAACACUAUCCUCGAGUUUAAUUUAAAUUAAAUAUUUUCAGAGCGAUAUUUCUAGAAGUCGAUUUGAAAAAAAAAUGACAUUGACGUUCAAUGAUAUUUUUUUCGCAUGGAAAUUGAUAAGAAUUUGUAAUGGUGUCAAAAUAUUUUAUUAGCGAAUCUAGAUAUGGUACAAUGAAUUUUUUACGUUUUUCAUGCGCCAAAACUUUCGAGCAAAUAAGUAAGCUUAGAAACUCUUGACCAGCAGCAGCUUACAUGAAGAUGAGUUGAAAUGAAGAAAACUUAUAACCUAAUAGAUAUUCAACAAAAAGAGGGCUUGGAGCUCUCCAAAAAGCUCUAUAGAACAAUAAGUGAGCAUGCUAAACGUUUAGACGAUGCUCGCAGCUGUAUACGUACAGUACCAGAUUUAUUCACGCCCGUACUCAAAGCACAGCGUAGAAAGUUUUGCGAUUAUUGCGAAAGGCUGAUUUUCUCAGAUCCAGUGUUAUAUGGCCGAAAGUUGGAAGAACUACUAUGGAGAAAAGGGUUUUAUGAAGUAGUAUCAACAGCCAAAAGCAUCAAAAAGAAGGAGUUUACUUCUGAUGAGAUAUCUUGUCUCUGUGCUCAUAUAAACGCAGGAAUAGGGUUUUACCAUCACAUUUUAUCGAAAUUACAGUGGCAGUUCAAGCUAAACUUAAAAAAUAUCAUCGAUUGCUGUUUAAUUUUUGAAGAAAGCCAUGAUUCAUCUGAUACAAGUUUGGAGGCUUUGGAGUGGGCUAAGCAGUCAGUACAUCAGUGCCUAAUUUACCUCGGGGAUUUGUGCAGGUAUAAACUUGAAAUACAACCAAAUACAGGACCAUCACUAGCAAGCAGGUACUACCUACAAGCAAUUUCAUACAAACCUCAAUAUGGGAUGCCUCACAACCAAAUGGGCACAUUAGCGAUGAGCCAAAACAACUUUCUGGAUGCAGCCUAUCAUUACUUACGUUGUUUAAUGUGUAAACAUCCUUUCGAAGGGACCAGCAACAAUUUACUGAACCUGUUUGAAAACAAUUCUAAAAUUAUCGAGAAAUUGACCUUAAAUGACAAUGAAGAUGCUGAUUGUAUUGUUGAACCCAGCAAGGCUGAAAGUAUUAAAUGUUUUAUUGCGAGAUUUUUAUUACUAAUAGACAUUUGGUAUUUUAAUAAAAAAGUGUCCAAAGUAUACAGUUUGUGUCACCAAACCAACAAAAACCUAGGAGAAUGUCUUGCCUUUUCUAAGUUAGCUUUGAGCGAAUCGGGCAUCUCUCCAACAACAGACGUAGAGAACUCAGAUGGAGAAAUUACAUCAAUCAGCAGCCAAAUGGUUUUUAAAAUUAUAGUUAUUUGCUUACUGACAAUUUCCAAAUUACAAACCGACAAUUCUGCCCAAUUGUCAACUUUAGUUGCAUUUACACUAAGUAUUUACUCUCAAAUCGUACAGAACAUUACCAGUAACAUACAGGAAGCUGUUUUAAAUUAUCCGUUACCGGAGGAUAGCAAGAAAACAAGUGGAAUUUUAAAGGAUUUGAUUUGCGGUAGAAAAAAGUCCAAAACCAAGCUGAGAAGGCGAAAAAUUGUUAAAGCAGAGAGUGAUGAAGAUUCGGACUUGAGUGAGAACGAAGAUGAUCUUGAGUAUAGUAGUUCAGAUGACUCGUUUAUUUCCGAUGACGAAAAUGUUCUGUUGGAAUCAUCAGAUGAAGAAGGUGAUCCUGUAAAGGUGUCGAGUGAGAGACUGUCCGAGAAAACCAAAGAUGAAGAAUUACCAGUAACAAACGGUUUAAAUCACGCUGAAGAAUCCGCAUCAAGUCAGCCAAAGAAUAAUUCGUCGGUUUUGAAAAAAGUGCAAAAAAUGAACGUCAACGACAUGUUGGAAAUUAUAAACGAGUCGGGAUCGUUGCAGAGCGUCAAAAUUAUGAACGACUGGCUAAAAUCCGACGAAGAAAUCAUAAAAUCUUGCGGAAGCAAUACCCAAACGCUAAUCAAACAGAUUGUGUAUUUGAUUAAUUUGUUAAAUAUCAACUUGACAAGCACCAAAAUAACUAAUAGUAUAAGGAUAUCGGAGAUUCUAAACAACGAAACUAAAAUUCCUCUUUCCGAAGAUGUCGUUUUAAAAAAUUUCGAUCUUUUCAAAGACACGCAGGCCGGUUAUGAUUGGAAUUAUCCCUUCAAGAAGAAUAUUGGAUUGAGAGAUGAGUCUAUUAUCAGAAUAGUGAAGAUUUUGUCUUUUGGAAAGAUUUUGACCAAAAUCGAGGAAACUGGAGUGACAUUCAACGAAGACAAAAAUAUUUUUGUUUGUAAAUCUGAAAAUGGAAUGGUAAAUGAGGGAGUUUCUGCUGCUGCCAUUAUGGAGGAAUUGGAACGUCAAGAACUAAACGCCACCCCAUCCAAAACCAGCCUGACCAAUGGCGACGUGCAAAAAACCAGCGCCACCUCCGACAAGAUGAAGCACAUGGGCCAGUUGUGGCUGGACGCCGAGGUUCGAGCGCUGGAGACUAAGGUGGGCGGUGCCAGACCGGCGCUUUCGCCAUAUUUGGUCCUGGACGCUGACGCCUUGAUUAAGUGUACGAACAUGGUCAAGCAGCUGGUCCAUGCGAGGAAGUUUAUUGUUCUUAUACCAGCAGCAGUCGUGUCCGCCUUGGACGACCUGAAAAAGCAAAAAAUCGAAGCGCGCGACGCCAUUCGCUGGCUCGAGUCCCAGUUCCACCGCGGCAACCGUUUCUUCCGCUCGCAACGACCUCAAGAACGGACACCCAUCCCCUUCAUCAAAUACCCCAAACGCAAAGACAAAGAGAUGCACCUCUACAUCCAGAUCGUGGAGUGCUGCCACUAUUUCGCCGAGCAGCAACGAGGCGCCAGCAACGUGGUCACGUUGCUGACCGGCAACCAGACCUUGCUGACCAACGGCGAGAACAAAGAGUUCAGUUACGUGGGGUUGGCGCAGUCGGUGGGGAUCGUGAUCGAGUCGAUCGCUUCAUUUUAUAAUCGAUGGAAAAAAGGCAAAGGGAACAGGUGAAGGAAUGGGAACAAAAUGAAACUGAGACAACGGGACAAAGGAAAGAUUUAUAAAAAAUAAAUAAAGGCGCGAGGGAAAACCUGAAAGAUUCUCCGAGGAAGAUGAAUUUUAACUUGUUUUUUUUUCUGCUUUCUCUCUGUUGAGGAUAUUAUUUAAUAUUAACCUUCACUUCUUAAAAAUAUUGUGCUUUCUUCACUACGUAUAUUUUCCUCUUAAUCCUUAUAAUUGACUAGUAUUGUUAUAGAUUUUUUAUUUCUGUUCUUUACUUUGUUUAAUAAAUGAUUUUGGAUUUUAAA